Molecule: messenger RNA, 807 nt
Organism: Pyrenophora tritici-repentis Pt-1C-BFP
Lineage: Eukaryota; Fungi; Ascomycota; Dothideomycetes; Pleosporales; Pleosporaceae
Source: RefSeq, a predicted model, not a curated record
AUGACAGGGCCUCGCAUACCAGAGGAAACUCAUUUGACAGCUAAAGAGACUUCCCAUAGCCAUGUAAUUGCCUCUGCACAGCAAGAGCUGGAUCUUUCUACAGCCUUCAACAAAUCCUUGGGCCUCUUCUCUACUCUCCCGGCGGAACUCCGGGAAACGAUCUGGCUCUACAGCCACACAAAGCCUUUCGUAUACUCAGCACCAGCGUCCGAGACCUAUUUCUUGCCGCUCGCUUGCCAUUCCAAAGCGCUUCGCAUCGAUUUCCUGCAGUCGCUUAUGCGGACAAAACAAGCUGUAGUGAAGUCACCUGGGAGUCUGGUACGACUUAUCGAGCGAACGCAACGAGUGACCGACUCCACUUCCCCUGUAGAUACCGUUCAUCGACGACUGUCAACUCCAAGACAUAUCUACAUCGAUAUCUGUUCUCCACCGCCGAUCGAUCUGAGUCGCAAUCUAUUGUUUGCGCCACAUCCUUACAUCAUUUACCUGGAGGCUUGGCACACAAGCAUAAUAUCACUUUCGCCUUCUUCCGACCCAAAGGUCAUCACACUAGGUCUUUUCAAUGACUCCGAGGAGUGGCGCUAUUAUCCAGACCUUGCCCCCAUGGACCUUGCCCCCAAGCCUUUUGGAUGUGUAGAUGAACACUCGGUAUCCAGCCACAUGUUUGACUUUGAGAAGUUUGUAAAUCGACUGGCUAUAGCUUUGAAUAUGAAGACCAACGGUGCUUUCCGCGUCUUGCUAGAUUCAUCGGAAGAGGACUACCGGCACAACUUCUUUCGUGAUAAGAUAGAGAACAGAUAUGUGUGA